GCUAAAGCGGACGGCGGCGGAAUUUCAACAAGUUAGACGAUUGCUUCGAAAUACAUGAUUAUGAAUGCGCUUAUUCGUAUCUUUAUUGCUAAGGGGAUAAGGUCGGGUUUUGACGUGUCCGGGGGAUGGUAUAAAGUGGUUGUUUGGAAGGCAGUGGCCCCGCUUGCAGUGCAGACAUUCUUGACGAAUGCUGCCAAAAACCGGGCAGUUUUCACCUCGUUCACGGAACAGUUUAUUGUUUUAUUUGCGCUUUAGUUCCCUACUGGAUUUUUGGGUGGUUUAGUUUUGUGGGGACAUUGUGAAAAAUGAAGACGACGUGCUUUCUGGAUUAGCCUCUAUUUAUUUUAGUUGGUCGCUAUUUUUCAGUUGGUUGGACAAGUUUUGAGGAUUUUAUUUGUUUUGUCUCAUUUUAUUGGAAUUGUUGGACGGACGGAACUUUACCCUAAGGAUACGAAUAGCUAACCUUUACUUACGUUGCGACUCGAAUACGAAUUGGGACAUCUGUAGUCCGAACUAUUACUUAAAAAGUUUGUUCAAGUACAUGAAUAUCUUGUAACUUAGUCGUUCUAUAUAUGUUUCUAUGUCUAAUUGAUCUUUUAAGUCGCAUUUUUGUAAGUAAUUUAUCCAAUUUCGUUUAAAAUAAGGGAGGUAAAGUGCCAGCAACGGAGCAAACCCUACUUUGACUAGUAUAUUUUUAUGAAAUGCGUCUCUUAUCAAACAUUACAUCUUUACAUACAACGUCUCUGUGACUAGUUUUAAAUGCUUGACGGAUGUGCUGACGAUAAUUAUUACAGUUUACACCUCUUAGCUGUUGAGAACAAAAAGCCGUAAACCUGACCUAAUGCUUGACACACUGAUUCAUUGCUGAAUGUCUGGCCAGCGGGUCAUUAAAACUCAGCUGUAUUUGUACUUAGAACUCAGAUGGGAAAUGUCGACCCUAGCGUUUUCAAAAAAUACAUGCAAAGAUGGCGAGCCUAUCAAAUUGCCUGAGAACUUGGAGAGCCUGCCGAGAGCUGAACACUUCGCCGCCCAGAGGCACAGGUGGAACACCAAUGAGGAAAUCGCGGCCAUCCUCAUCAGUUUCGACAAACACAGCGAAUGGCAAUCAAAAGAGGUCAAAAUACGGCCAAAAAGCGGCUCAAUGCUGCUGUACAGUCGCAAGAAAGUCCGUUACAGGAGAGACGGCUACUGCUGGAAGAAGAGAAAAGACGGGAAGACCACCAGAGAAGACCAUAUGAAGCUCAAGGUCCAGGGGACUGAGUGCAUAUACGGCUGUUACGUGCACUCGGCGAUCCUGCCUACUUUCCAUCGGCGGUGUUACUGGUUGUUACAGAAUCCGGAUAUCGUGCUAGUGCACUACCUCAACGUGCCCUACCCCGAUGACAACAAACUGGCGACGGUGGCGCCGAGCUUGGCGCUCUGGGCGGACAAGAAGGAGUGGACGAAGGACGAACUCGUCAGCCAACUGAAGCCCAUGUUCUUCAGCGAAGAUGAUCCAGACAUCAACAGCGACCUGGAAAUUUCAGGCAAAAUGUUUCAGACGGCGGAAACGGUGGAAGCCAUCGUGGGGCAGCUUAUGGAGAAGCAAAGAGCCGCCCGGGCCGCAGCCCUCGCCAGGCAAUUGGAGUGCGGCUGCCCAGAUUCCACUUGCAAUGAUUCCAGAAACUGUGUUCACCCAUUACGUAGAAUCCAAGCCGCAAAACCACCACCUUCCGAUCACCAAGUAUCUUCUACCACUGGUCCCUCUCCACGACCGAUGUCCCACCCUCCAAGGCAGUACACCAGAGAUCAUAGACCCACCCAACAAUCAGCAUCCCCAUUACUCCUAUCAUUAGGCCAAAUCCAAGGUGGUGGUGGGCUUCUUAUAUUAAACGGAACGAGUAACGGCAAUCAACAGAACUCAUCCUUAGUAUCUCCCCUGUCAGUGACGUCAUUUGUUUGUGAAGAACCUAGAGAUAGAUAUAGGCAGCAGUACAAACCUACUUUUGUGUUAAAGAGAGAAAUACCUGAUAGUCAGCCGUCUUCGUGUAUUCGAACUACAGAGACGACAUUUAAAAUAGAAGCUCCAGAUGAAAAGAUAGAUAUUGAUUUUGAUAGAAAGAUUAAAGUGGAGCCGAGAAGUAGGAAUCAAGUGAUCGCCAGUGCGCCAGCGACUCCGUCAAGAUACCCAGAUUUAGUUGAGAGAUUAGAAAGUAAAGUGUUGACGGAAAACUGUGAUGAUACAUUAGUGCUGCUCGGUACGGACGGCAAUUUAGGUUCUAGUGGAUUCUUCGAUGAAACUCUUGAAUUAUCCCAUGAAGAUAUUCAGAAGACUUUGUCGGCUAAUAUGCCAACUUGUGAAUUAGACAGGAACGCUGUCAGGCAUACUGAUACUGCCAAUGUGAUGGUCUCUGGAAUAGACACAAUGGACUUUAUAGACAGUUGUGAAGUUGUAGCGUCACCUACUCAUGGAGUUGAUGAUAAUGUUUUUGUGAAUCUGGACGCAUUUGAUAUGCUAGGAGAUUUCCCUGAACUGGAAGUGCUGGAUCCCAGUUCUAUGUCAACGAAUCCUGUGACUUUAUGUGACAAGUCACCACCAGCGCAGGAGACAAGUGAGAAGAUGCAGACUGAAAAUAGUACAGAAGGGGCACUAAGUAUUACUGACUACUCCCCGGAGUGGGCGUACCCUGAGGGUGGGGCGAAGGUGCUGGUGGCCGGACCCUGGACUGAUACCAAUGAUCAGUACACCGUGCUGUUCGAUAACUUCCCAGUACCCUCGAUACUGGUGCAGACUGGGCUGUUGAGGUGUUACUGUCCUGCUCACGAAGCAGGUCUAGCAGCGCUGCAGGUGGCUCGCGGUGGCCGCGUCGUCUCAGACACAGUGGUGUUUGAGUAUAAAGCAGGUCCAGCGCCCGCUCCAUCAUCACCUGCCUCGGCCCCGCUGCCAUCGUUAGACAUCAGAAGGUUCUCUCUACUGCAGCGCUUGCAGCGGCUGCAAGGUCGCCUGCAAAUGAAGAUCGAACCGAUUGAUGAUAAGAGUCAGAUUGAAGAUGUCCAACUAUACUCGAACCCAAAAUUUGAAGAGCGUCUUGUUGACUUCUGCCACACGCUGAGCGCUCGGUCUACGGGUAAUGCUGAGGGGUUUACUACGGAACCCAAUGAGGAUGGGUCUACGAUCUUACACUUGGCAGCUGCUCUGGGUUAUACGAAGUUGACCACAGUGUUGCUGAGGUGGCGGCAAGAUGACACCAGCCUGGCGUUGGAGAAGGAGGUCAAUUUGGGUGCGAGGGACAGUGAUAAUUGCACGCCGUUGAUGGUAGCGAGUGCGGCGGGCCACGUGGAGACGGCGGUGGUGCUGGCGCGCUGGAGCGCGGGCACGCGGCGCGAGGCGGGCGCGCGCCCCGCCGCCGCCGCCGCGCGCCGCGCCGGCCAUCUGCGCCUCGCCGCGCUGCUCGACAGGAUACACCCGCCGCAGAAGGACGGGGUCUUCCUGAGGCCACACUGUUUAUCCCAAAAGAGCCGAGCGGGCAGUUUGGAGAGCAACCUAGUUAAGAGACCAUCAAUAGACUCUGGAAUCAACAUGGCUGAUGCAUUUAGAUCCAGUUCAGCUAUCGAUACUAAGUCCGAAAGUGGUUCAUCAGCUAGAUGGGAACGAAGCAUGUCGUUGCCAUUAGACUCGGAUAACUCUGAAGACAGUCUCGGAGACUCUAAGAUCGGCAGACGUAUGGACCUGGCUCUCUGGGAGCAGGAUGACCGGGUGUUCACGUUGGCGGAGCAAAUCAUUGCUGCUAUGCCCGACAGGAUAAAGAACGAGAGCUCAUCCCUGCUGUCGGGCUGCGGGCUGGAGGGCGGCAGCGGCGGCGAGGACGUGCUCAUGGUGCCGCUCCUGGACGAGACCACCACUUUCAACAGCGACUUCAGCUUCGAGUUCAGCGACAACACUUACAGGUACUGUGGCGCGUCGACCCCGUCGUCCGGCUCGGUGUCCCCGGGCUCGGCGGCGCUGUCCCCGCCGCCGGCGCCGGGCCCGGCCGCGCCGCCCGCCACGCUCACCGAGUUCCUGCACGCCACCACGCACUUCUCUAACCUCACGCUUAACGACCGCGAGCAAAGGGAAUUGUACUCUGCCGCCAUAACGAUUCAGAAGGCGUACCGGCAGUACCGCGGCCGGCAGCUGCAGCGGCGAGCAGCGGCCGCCGCCAUCACCAUACAGAACUGCUACAGGAGAUACAAACAGUUCGCGUAUUUGAAACAAAUGCACGCGGCGGCUACAGUGAUACAGCGCGGAUACCGUGCGAUGCGCGCGCGCAGGAUGGCUACUACACCUAUCAAGAGGACAUACUCACAAAGGCGUCAAAACCAAGCAGCAAGGAAGAUCCAACAAUUCAUGAGGCAGUCUAAGAUCAAGUUGCAGAACGCACGAGCCGAAAGCGGGAGGGGGGCCCGGCGAUCGCCGGAUGCCCGCCUAAACUCAUUGCAGCGCAUCACCAAUACACCACCCACGCCCAAUAGGAUCGUUGAUUACCUUGCUCCUGAAUCACCAAUGAACGUGGACGACGACCUACUUCUUGAGCUUCUGUUUAAAAUCUGACAACGGCAG
Molecule: messenger RNA, 4579 nt
Organism: Trichoplusia ni (cabbage looper)
Lineage: Eukaryota; Metazoa; Arthropoda; Insecta; Lepidoptera; Noctuidae
Gene: Camta
Product: calmodulin-binding transcription activator 2
Exons: 22
Coding region: 869-4570 (1233 amino acids)
Biological process (GO): regulation of transcription by RNA polymerase II
Cellular component (GO): nucleus
Molecular function (GO): double-stranded DNA binding; protein binding; transcription coregulator activity
Source: RefSeq, a predicted model, not a curated record